AUGGCAGAACGCGGUGGAUUCGGAUCCGGAUUCGGACGUGGCAGGGGACGUCGUGGAGCGAGGAAUAAGCCCCCGGAGGACGACUUCAAGUCAUGGGUUCCAGUUACCAAGCUCGGGAGACUCGUACACGCGGGCCUCAUUGAGUCGCUAGAGCACAUUUAUCUCCACAGUCUUCCCGUUAAGGAGUUUCAAAUCAUAGACUACUUCUUCCAGCCCGAGAGGAGCGAGAACAAGCUCGUUGACGACGUUGUUAAAAUCGUGCCCGUGCAGAAGCAGACCAAUGCGGGCCAGAGGACCAGGUUCAAGGCCUUUGUGGCAGUCGGUGACUACUCCGGCCACGUGGGACUCGGCUCCAAGUGCGCAAAGGAGGUCGCCACUGCGAUCAGGGGAGCCAUCAUCAGCGCCAAGCUCGCCCUGGUGCCAGUGAGGAUGGGUUACUGGGGAAACAUGAUUGGCGACCCGCACACGGUGCCCAUGAAGGUCUCGGGCAAGUGCGGCUCAGUCAGAGUGAGGCUGGUCCCGGCCCCUAGGGGCACUCAGAUCGUAGGCGCUCCUACCACGAAGAAGCUACUGCAGUACGCCGGCAUCAAGGACUGUUUCAGCUCCAGCAAGGGAAGCACCAAGACCAGGGGCAACUUCCUCAAGGCAGUGUUCGCGGCGCUGAAGAGCACCUACGGGUACCUGACCCCCGAUCUCUGGGAAAAGAGGCCCUUGCAGCCGUCUGUUUACGAGGAGUUCUCUUCGUUCCUGCUUUCAAAGUGA
Messenger RNA from Theileria orientalis strain Shintoku, 762 nucleotides. RefSeq names its product ribosomal protein S2. The transcript is spliced from 2 exons. Gene Ontology annotation, cellular component: cytosolic small ribosomal subunit; ribosome. The record is from RefSeq and is a predicted model, not a curated record. Lineage: Eukaryota; Apicomplexa; Aconoidasida; Piroplasmida; Theileriidae. Gene Ontology annotation, biological process: translation. The coding region runs from base 1 to 762 and encodes 253 amino acids. Gene Ontology annotation, molecular function: RNA binding; structural constituent of ribosome.